This is a messenger RNA of Phoenix dactylifera (date palm), 643 nucleotides long. Its product is annotated as 30S ribosomal protein S31. Gene Ontology annotation, biological process: plastid translation. NCBI's taxonomy places the organism in Eukaryota, Viridiplantae, Streptophyta, Magnoliopsida, Arecales, Arecaceae. Gene Ontology annotation, cellular component: ribosome; plastid. The record is from RefSeq and is a predicted model, not a curated record.
GAGAGAGAGAGAGAGAGAGAGAGAUAAACCCUCGAUCCCAAAAAGCCGCCGGUUUAUAGAAAUCCCUUUGGUGUCCGAGGGUCGUGGAGCUUCUCGGAGCAGCAGCGAGGCGGCGGCCAUCAAACGAACUCCCAUAUGGCGAUGCGGUGGCUGGCCAGUCGGGCGAUGCACCAGGUGGUGGAGCGGCGGCCGAUGUUCUCCUCCUCCUUUUCCUUUUCCUCUUCGUCGUUGGCGCCCGUUCUGGUCCCGUGCGGCCGCGGCGACAAGAAGACGAAGAGGGGGAAGCGCUUCAAGGGGUCGUACGGCAACGCGCGGCCCAAGCGGGAGAAGAAGAUCGAGCGGAUCAAGGACCGGGUCGAGGUCCCCAGGUCUAUCCCGUGGCCCCUUCCCUUCAAGCUCAUCUGAUCCCAUCUCUAGGGUUAGGGUUUCUGUUUCUCUUUCUUUAAUCUGUCCUUGCUCAUAGUAUAUCUGUUGUUCUACAAGUCGAGUCUUUUGUACUUCUUCUAAUUGACGAACUCGUGCUGUUGAAUUCACCGCGUAAAUGUUACUUUGAUGGUAACAUAUUCAUAUAUGUUGAACUGAGAUCUUUCGGGUGUUGUUUUGGUCGCGAAUUAGGUAAUGCAAUAUCAUUAUUACAGUCUGA